Penicillium brasilianum is the source of this 1023-nucleotide messenger RNA. Lineage: Eukaryota; Fungi; Ascomycota; Eurotiomycetes; Eurotiales; Aspergillaceae. The record is from the annotation of a GenBank genome assembly.
GGUCUUUUCCAAUAUUCCCCUUGGUGAGUUCGUUUCAAGUGUUUCGUUGGUUUUUCCCUAUGCGAAAAAAAGCCUCUUUCAUCAUUCAUCCCAAAAUCCCCUCCCCCGCUACUACCCACGACUGCUCUACACCUUCCCCCAUCUCUAUCGACUCCCGCUCUCAAGCGCAUUGCGAUCCUAAAUGGGUUGCGCUUGUUCCUCUCUCGGUCGCUCGGCUCUAUCAUCGCGUGGGGGCCCUGGAAACCCGGUCCAGCUUUUCUCUUACGGGAACCGCAUCGCGCCGCCCGAUUCCGCCGCUCGCUCACCGCCUACCAUCCUCCCAUCGCCGUCGCUAUGGUCGCAAUCUCGAUUACAGAGUCAAGCUGGUUGCACGGCCUGAGUGGAUGAGAGAGACUAUCUGGGUGGGGCCGUUGUGGUGGAUGGUCGCAAUCGCCUCGACGAUGGGAGCGACGGGUCGACGGAAACGGCCGCAUGCGGGUCCAAGCUGCACCAUCACGACAAACCGCUUUCCUCUCAUCUGCCUGGCGCAUUGGAAUCGGUUACCUGCGCUUCCUGGUCCGCUUUCCUGCGAUUGUGCGCUGCCUGGAAGGGAAAAAUCACGCUGGUCUGGGCGAAUUCCGGUGCCUGCUCUGCGAUCGUGGCCUAGCGGAGCUUUGCUAUUGCGAUCGCUUCGGUUCUUCUGCCCUCGACACUCUCAACCCUUCACACUCCUUCCGACUCUAUCUUCUUCUUUUUUGUCUUGUGAAUUCAACGCAGUUCAAAUACAUGCGCACCCAUCUUUGUUUCCUCACACCCACUCCUCACACCCACUCCUCACACCCACUCCUCACACCCACUCCUCACACCCACUCCUCACACCCCUGUGAUUGCUCUUCAUCUCAACACUUGCUCGUUCCACGCACUCUCCUCGUUUCUCCUACUCCCGCGACGCGGAAACCAGGACAUCGACAUCAGACAAGACCGAAUCUCAUUCUAACAUUCUCUUGCUUCGGCAAUUUCAGGAAGCCUAACGCCCAUCUCUUA